Molecule: messenger RNA, 2449 nt
Organism: Salvia hispanica
Lineage: Eukaryota; Viridiplantae; Streptophyta; Magnoliopsida; Lamiales; Lamiaceae
Product: rab GTPase-activating protein 22-like
Biological process (GO): activation of GTPase activity
Molecular function (GO): GTPase activator activity
Source: RefSeq, a predicted model, not a curated record
CUUCUCUUAACCCAAAAAUCUAGAGAGAGAAAAUCCAUGGAUAUUACAGACAUCUUAGAGAGAGAAAAAGAGGAAAAACAAUAAAUAGGCCAAACAAAAAGUGAAAAAAAGGAAAGCAAAGCAAAAAAGAAAAAAAAGAAAAAAAAAAGAGCAGAGUGGAGACAUUAAAGCAGUUGCUGGUGUAUUCAUUUGGUUGAUGUUGGAUAAUCAACAAGGCUCCUUCUCCUUGCUUCUUCCCAAGGUCAGAUUCGUGUUUUCCCCCUCCGCCCCAUGCUAAUCGCCGCCGCCGCCGCGUUCCAAUCAAUCGGGAGCAGAAUCGGCAACUGUGUCGCCGUCGGCGGAUUCUGGAGGGAUGCGGCGGCGAACGGCGGCGUGAACCUCGCCAAUCACGGCGUUUGCUGGCCUCGCGUUAGCCGCCGCAGUGUUCUACACCACUAGGUGAAGAGAUAGCGGAGGAAUCUUCGACGGACUGAGAAAUCCGGUGUUGUAACCCUAGGGAGACUUAAUUUAAUUAGUUAGGCGAAAAAUUGGGGGAAAAUUUAGUGAUAAAGUGUUCAUAGAUGAGAGCUCUAAGACGAAGUCAGACUUCGUCAAAAUCUUCGUCGCCGUCGUCGUCGUCUCCGCCGACUUCGUCGUGGAUUCAUUUGAGAUCGGCUUUGUACAUAGUAGCUUCCUCAAAUUCAUCACCAGCCUCUUGUUCUUCUUCCUCUUCUGAUCGUGGUCGCCUCAAAUCCCCAUGGUCUCGGAGAAAAAGGAAACAUAUACUCUCACCUCAGCAGUGGAGAAGUUUGUUCACUCCUGAUGGAAAACUCCGUGACAAUGGAGUUAAAUUCCUGAAGAAAGUUCGAAGCGGAGGUGUUGAUCCUAGUAUCAGGGGAGAGGUUUGGCCAUUUCUUCUAGGAGUCUAUGACCUGAGAAGUACCAAAGAAGAAAGAGAUACUACUAAAGCCAAGAACAGAAAGGAAUAUGAAAAACUGCGGAGGCAGUCUCGACGACUCCUUAAGCAUGUUAGUGAACCUUCUAAGUUAAGUGAAAAUGGUGAAACAAGUAAUACAGGUGAUGGAAGUAUCACUGAAGGGAUUGAUUCUCCUGGCUCUGAAGAGGUGGUGAGUGCCAGACAAUCCCUUUCGAGUGAGGAAGCAUUCGAUAAUGAGGAUGAAUUCUGUGCCACCAGCUCAAUUAUGAAUGGGUAUGAGGGUUCAAAAAGAAUUGUAGAUUCCAUCCUCUCCGAGUCAGAGUCCUCAGAUUCUGAAUCCUCAGAUGAUCCUGAAUUGAGUCAAACUUUCGACUUUACAGAAAACACACAGGACCAGGCCCCUGAAAAUGACCUGUCCUUAAAGGAGGAUUCAUCUCCUUCAAGCAUGGAUGUUCGGUCUCAACCAUUCAGUAGGGAGGAUUAUGCCACCUGGCAGCGAAUAAUCCGCCUAGAUGCUAUCCGGGCCAAUGAGGAUUGGAUAUCGUACUCCCCGACACAGGCCACAGUGACAGAUGCAAAAGCCCGACGUGCUGCUGAGGCAGUGAGGCUGAAGGAUUACGACCACCUUAUUCCUAGCAGGAUCUACCAUGCUUCUCGUUUGGUAGCCAUUCUUGAAGCUUAUGCACUUUAUGAUCCUGAAAUCGGCUAUUGCCAGGGAAUGAGUGAUCUACUUUCUCCCAUAAUAGCUGUGAUGACGGAGGACCACGAAGCUUUCUGGUGCUUUGUGGGUUUCAUGAAGAAGGCUCGUCACAAUUUUCGACUCGAUGAAGUGGGUAUCAGAAGGCAGCUGAACAUUGUCUCUAAAAUCAUCAAGUACAAGGACUCACACCUCUACAGGCAUCUCGAGGAGCUCCAGGCCGAGGAUUGCUUCUUCGUUUACAGGAUGGUGGUCGUGCUCUUUAGAAGGGAACUAACUUUUGAGCAAACUCUAUGCCUCUGGGAAGUCGUGUGGGCCGAUCAGGUUGCCAUCAGGGCUGGUAUCGGGAAGUCUGCUUGGAGCAGGAUUAGGCAGCGGGCCCCUCCAACCGAUGAUCUUUUGCUCUAUGCUAUAGCAGCCUCUGUCCUUCAAAGGAGGAAGCAAAUCGUAGAGAAAUACAGCAGCAUGGACGAGAUUCUAAGGGAGUGCAAUUCGAUGGCCGGGCAUCUCGAUGUGUGGAAGCUUCUGGAUGAUGCGCACCACUUGGUCGUCAACCUCCAUGACAAGAUGAAGACUUCCUGAGUAUGUAACUUACACCCUAAUUAUCGCAAAGUCUAUCAUUGAAGAAUUUUCUCCAUUAGGUUUCUUGGAAAACCGCAAACUUGGUGCUUGUUUCGGGUGAAGGUAGCAAAGCUCCUAAGCAACGGGGCUGCUACGACUGUUCUUAGGUCUUUUCAUAUAGGCAGUUUCCAAUUAGAAAUCUUUGAUUCCAUCUGUAAUUCUGUACCUCUACACUUGAAAAUUUUCAGCUGAAGCUUAUUUCAUUUUGUGAACAA